Messenger RNA from Hirundo rustica (Barn swallow), 2033 nucleotides. RefSeq names its product chromosome 4 C12orf4 homolog (gene FERRY3). Gene Ontology annotation, biological process: regulation of mast cell degranulation. Lineage: Eukaryota; Metazoa; Chordata; Aves; Passeriformes; Hirundinidae. The transcript has 15 exons. Gene Ontology annotation, cellular component: cytoplasm. The coding region runs from base 216 to 1868 and encodes 550 amino acids. The record is from RefSeq and is a predicted model, not a curated record.
AGGCGGAACAUCCCGGCUCUCCCUGCCCCGCGGCCCGCUUAACCCGCGGCUGCCCGCCCGGAGCCGGGUUACGGAAGGACAGAAUCGGCUCUUUCUAAAAAUCGUUGCAAACAUCUGCUCCCCCACUGCCCAGGCCUUGCACCUGCAGAAAGGAGGAAAUAAAAUCUCUGUGCACUCUGCGGGAUCUCAGCUUUUGAGAAAACAAUCUCAAGAGGAUGAAGCCUAAUAAAGGAAAAGCUUUAACUAGAGAGAGAGACUAUGUGUACAAAUUCAGAGCUGGAAAUGAACAUUUGGUGCUUACCGUGCCUCUCAAAUUCCCUGUGCAAGAGAACAUCAGUCAUCUGCACGGACGGCUGAUGGUUCUGCACAACCUGCCGUGCUUUAUAGAAAAUGAUCUGAAGCAAUCUCUCAGUAAAUUUGUAGAAGAGGAAACUAUAAAAGAUUAUGACAGAGAAGCUGAAGUGGCUCUGGAAGCAGUGAAAUCAGGAAAAGUAGACAUCAACCAGCUGGCAGAUACUUGGGCUAAAGCUUAUAAAGAGACAACGUUGGAACAUGCCAAACCUGAAGAAACCAGCUGGGAUGAAGAUUUUGCAGACGUUUAUCAUGAUCUGAUCCAUUCUCCAGCUUCUGAAAUGCUGUUAAACCUGGAACACAAUUAUUUUGUUAGCAUCUCAGAAUUAAUAAGUGAAAGGGACGUGGAAUUAAAAAAACUACGUGAAAGGCAAGGAGCUGAAAUGGAUAAGGUGAUGCAGGAGCUUGGGAAGUCACUGACUGACCAGGAUGUGAAUUCCUUAGCAGCUCAGCAUUUUGAGUCUCAGCAGGAUUUGGAGAACAAAUGGGCCAAUGAACUAAAACAGACUACUGCGAUCCAGAAGCAGGAAUAUCAGGAGUGGGUGAUAAAGCUUCAUCAGGACCUAAAGAAUCCCAACAACAGCUCAGUCAGUGAUGAAAUUAAAGUUCAGCCCAGCCAGCUGAGGGAAUCUGUGGAAGGAAAUGGGAGAAUCUACGAAGAACAGAGGCUGUUAGAAGAAAGCUUUACUAUUCACUUAGGAGCUCAGCUGAAGACCAUGCACAACCUGAGGCUGCUGAGAGCCGAUAUGCUGGAUUUCUGCAAACACAAGCGCAAUCACCGCAGUGGGGUGAAGCUGCACAGGCUUCAGACUGCAAUGUCCCUCUACUCAACCUCCCUCUGUGGCCUGGUGUUACUGGUGGAUAACAGGAUCAGCUCGUACAGCGGCAUCAAAAGAGAUUUCGCAACCGUUUGCCAAGAAUGCACGGAUUUCCAUUUUCCUGGAAUCCAAGAACAACUUGAAAUUGUCCAGAAGGUUGUACUUAAGGCCAGAGCACAGCGUAGCAGCAAGACAAAAAGACACCAUGAAAACAAAAUCAGUGGGAAUGAAGAUAAAUUGAAGAAUAUCGAACGAAACCAGUCGAACAUUUUGCCGGGAGAGUUCUACAUCACACGGCACUCCAACCUCUCAGAAAUCCACGUCGCCUUUCACCUGUGCGUGGACGACAACAUCAGGUCUGUGAAUGUGACCGCUCGGGACCCGGCCAUCAUGGGGCUCAGGAACAUCCUCAAGGUCUGCUGCACACACGACAUCACCACCAUCAGCAUUCCCCUCCUGCUGGUGCAUGAAAUGUCGGAAGAGAUGACCAUUCCGUGGUGCCUGAAGAGGGCAGAGCUCGUGUUCAAGUGCGUCAAAGGUUUCAUGAUGGAAAUGGCCUCAUGGGAUGGAGGAAUUUCUCGGACUGUACAAUUCCUGGUACCACAGACAAUUUCUGAGGAAAUGUUUUACCAGCUGAGUAACAUGCUGCCACAGAUCUUCAGAGUAUCCUCCACACUGACUCUGACCUCCAAGCACUGAUUUCUUGGGGCACUAACCUGUAUCCUGUUGGCAGAGGAUGAGAUUAAGGAGAUUCUGCACUAGGACGUCUCUUUCCUGUGGACUGAUGAUCCCAAAGUGGCAUUUGUUGCAAUUUCAAGAAUCAUGUUGUAAUAAAAGAUAAAUGUCAUCUGUAUUUGGCUGGUA